Messenger RNA from Mollisia scopiformis, 1443 nucleotides. Its product is annotated as beta-lactamase/transpeptidase-like protein. The record is from RefSeq and is a predicted model, not a curated record. The coding region runs from base 175 to 1443 and encodes 422 amino acids. NCBI's taxonomy places the organism in Eukaryota, Fungi, Ascomycota, Leotiomycetes, Helotiales, Mollisiaceae. The transcript has a single exon.
CCCGCGGAUGUCAACACCAAUUACCUCUUGGCGUCUGUAACUAAGGCAUUCAUUGCAGCAGCUUGUGGCAUCCUUGCCACGAAGGAAAACUCAGCUGGAACGGUGCGUUCCCGUGGUAUAUACCAUUCCGAAACGACAUUGACCCGGCCAUUGGACAGAAGGCGACAAUCCAGGAUGCCCUAUCACACGGCACUGGACUGGCACACCUGGCUCGGAGUUGAGGGCCACACCAUCAUCGCAAGAGAAGAUCUACUGGACGUGGUUAGCCAGCUUCCUCCUGUCUCUGACUUGCGAGGCGGAUUCCACUACAACAACUACGCAUAUGCUGUUGUCGGGAAGGUCAUUGACCAACAAACCGGUUUUCCUUGGUAUGAGUUCUUACGAGCCAGGGUUUUCGAGCCACUUGGGAUGAAACGGACGACAACGAAUCGCAAGAAGCUACCUGAUGAGAACCUUGCGGAGCCGCACGUUGUUCUCGAUGACCGUUCCAUAAUUAAGCCGGUUGACGUCUCAGAUGAUACUGUUAUGGGAGCUGCAGGUGGCGUGAGGUCGUCUGUUACGGAUAUGAUGAAGUGGGCAAAGGCUCUCUUGGAUGGAAUACACAACGAUACCAAUUAUUCGGAAGAAAAACUGUCCUCGCCACUAAAACAGGUGUCUACCAUCGUGGCGCACAGGAAUCUCAUCACCACAUCGUCAGUAAAUGAGAACACAUACGCACUUGGUUUUGCAAGGGCAAUGACUCCGUCCACUGAGUUGUGGAUGAUAUCAUUGAACAGCCCUCUGCGGGAAAAUGUCAUGGGAAGAGCUUCACCAUCUCGGCUUGUGCUCUAUCACAAUGGGGGCCAGUCUGGGUACCUUUCGGCGUUCUACCUGUCUCCUGAAACGCGGUCGGCUAUUGUCGCUCUUGGAAACUCUUAUGGACUCGGUGAUGGUCCGGACUGGACAUGCCAGGCCAUUAUGCAAGCAAUGUUCGAUCUGGAGCCAAAAGUCGAUUUCGCUGAGGCUUCGAGACGCCGCGCCCAGUUCGAGUUCGAGCGAUACGAGCGCCUCGCAAGCGACUAUGCUCGCCAUCGGGAGGAGGCAAGCCACCGUAAGUAUCCGCGUCUCGAUGACUUUGUGGGGCGGUUCGAAAACAAGAGCCUCAAAAUGAGUCUUGACAUUCGGCUGCCUGAUGCAGAGAACAAAGGGCCGAAGGAGGAAUACCUCAUACUCAUCUUUAACGAUCGCAACUCGCAGCAUCAUCGACUUCAGCACUACUCUAACGACACCCUUGGGUUUCUGCCUAUAUCUCGGGAGGAAUUGAUUGUGCGAGAAAUGAUUGAUUGGUUCGAUUGGGACCAGUUUGUUCUAACUUUUCGACGCGAUGAGUCGGGAAAGGUGAAAAGUGUAGAUUGGGCUCUGCAAGUUGGGCUUCCGCCUGUAAACUUCCAGCUAUUGGAGUAG